CAGUUUGAUUUAUGACAGAAGUGGAGGAGAAAGAGUGUGUUUUCCACAGGCAAGUUGCACCCAGUCUGUUGGGGGAGCGUGUGAGGCACAGAGAGAUUGGAGAGUUGUCUUGUGGACUAAGCAAUACAGAGACAGAAAAAAGGAUUGUCUAGAGUGACUUCAGAGUUAUAGAGAAGAGAGGAAACCAUUUGGUUAGAGAGCAGUUUGUGUUUGUAAGCAGCGCAAUCAACAGCUGCCAUGGGUGAAAUGGAACAGAUGAAGAAGGAGGCCGAAGGUCUGAGGACACAGAUCGAGGCGGCUCGCAAAGCAGUCCAUGACACGGAUAUGGCUGCUGCCGCUGCUGGGGUGGCACCUGCCCCUCGGGUCCAACUCAAGACCAGGAGGACACUGAAGGGCCACCUGGCCAAAAUCUACGCAAUGCACUGGGCUACAGACAACAGGCUAAUGGUCAGUGCAUCACAGGAUGGCAAACUCAUUAUCUGGGACUCUCACUCUGGUAAUAAGAUCAAUGCUGUUCCUCUCAAGUCCUCAUGGGUGAUGACCUGCGCAUACGCUCCUUCUGGAAACCUUGUGGCCAGUGGUGGUCUCGACAACAUGUGUACUAUCUACAACUUGAAGACACCCGUAGUCAAGACUUUGAAAGAAUUGGAUGCUCACCAAGGUUACUUGUCCUGUGCACGCUUCCUAAGUGACAGUGAAAUUAUCACUUCUUCUGGUGAUACCACAUGUGCUCUGUGGGAUUUGGAGACUGGCAAGCAAAAGACAGUGUUCCUGAACCACAUUGGUGACUGCAUGUGUCUGUCUCUGUCUCCUGACAUGAACACAUUCAUUUCUGGUGCUUGUGACUCUCUGGCCAAGCUGUGGGACAUCAGAGACGGCCAAUGCAAGCAAACGUUCCAGGGUCACACCAGUGACAUCAACGCCAUUUCGUUCAUUCCCAAUGGUAAUGCAGUUGUAACUGGCUCAGAUGACUGCACAUGCAAGAUGUAUGAUAUUCGCUCCGAUCAGGAAGUGAUCAGCUACCAGGAUGCUCAGCUGAACAGUGGCGUUACAUCACUGGCUCUGUCCAUCUCUGGCCGUCUCAUCUUUGCUGGCUAUGACGACUUCAACUGCAAUAUCUGGGACUUGCUAAAGGGCGAGAAAGUGGGAGUGUUGUCUGGCCAUGACAACAGGGUGAGCUGCACUGGAGUACCAGGGGACGGCAUGUGCGUUUGCACUGGCUCAUGGGACAGCUUCCUGAAGAUCUGGAACUGAGCUGAACCUGGAGCAAAAAACAAGAGAGAAUGAGAAAGAAACAAUUGGUAAAGAUUGAGUCAGCGGAGAUGGAAUGAAAUGGUGAAAUUCCAAGCGACAAAGAAUCUCUUUAUUUCACACAUCUACCUGUAUAUGUGUGUGAUUUCUGGAAGACUGGAAUUUAUUAGAGUAUUACAACUGAAAAUGUAACUGUACAAAAAUAACACAGGAAGGCUGCGUUAAUGAUAUCAUAACAUUACAUUACAUAAAAUAGUAACAAAGUCACACUGGAAAGCAGUGUAAAAAAUGAAACUAAAUAAUCAAGAAUUUAAAAUAUAGUAUUUUUUGGACUCUUAAAACCCUCUAUUAAUAGAUUUGGAUGUAUAUUUUUCUUUUUUUAGAUGCUAUGAUAGAAUGCAGAGUAACUAUUCAGUGACUUUUUGCAACACCAACAUUGUCUGACUGUCUGAGAUCCGAUAUUAUGGCUCUUUGAUGAUGUCUGCAACUGUUACAUGGCAUACAGUGAAAAUAAAUUGAUUUCUACAGACUUCCCUUUACCAAACUUCGCAAAGCCCUCAAUUUGACAAAAUGUUGUUAUACCAAGAGAAACAAUGUCUUUGAGUCUGUAUUUACCUCUUUCAUUGUUUUGUAGGACUUUUGCAUACAAGAAAGUUCCUGUCGAGCAUUGCAGUGGCUACUUGAUACCUUUCUAAUAAACAUAGUGUUCUGCAUUAAACAAAA
Messenger RNA from Myxocyprinus asiaticus (Chinese sucker), 1974 nucleotides. Its product is annotated as guanine nucleotide-binding protein G(I)/G(S)/G(T) subunit beta-3-like. Lineage: Eukaryota; Metazoa; Chordata; Actinopteri; Cypriniformes; Catostomidae. Gene Ontology annotation, molecular function: protein binding; signaling receptor complex adaptor activity. Bases 238 to 1254 code for a protein of 338 amino acids. Gene Ontology annotation, cellular component: heterotrimeric G-protein complex; cytoplasm. Gene Ontology annotation, biological process: G protein-coupled receptor signaling pathway. The record is from RefSeq and is a predicted model, not a curated record. The transcript has 10 exons.